Messenger RNA from Prorocentrum cordatum, 918 nucleotides. NCBI's taxonomy places the organism in Eukaryota, Dinophyceae, Prorocentrales, Prorocentraceae. The record is from the annotation of a GenBank genome assembly.
AUGGACGUUGCGGUGCUGGAGGCGGCGCUGGCCAGCAGAGGGGAGGCGGCUUCGAGCCCUCCUCUUCGUGCUGGCGCCGCGCCUUUCGUGCCGCAGGGUUUCGCGGAGGCUGCGGAGGAGAGCGAUGGCCUCGGGGAGCAGGCCGCCGCCGUGCUGGCGGCGCUGGAUGUGGUCGCUGUCGAGAAUAUGUUAGAGCUGAACGAGAUGCUGGCGUUCGGCACCGAGGAGUUUGACGAGGAGCCCGUCCAAGGCUUCGAGAUUAACGACGGGAUGCCGAUGGCAAUGCAGCGGGUUGGUUGUUUCACCGUCGGGUUCGAGGGCAAGCAGCAGGAUCUGGAUGGCAUCGCCGACCCCACUUUCAUGAAGGCAGUGGCGGACGACGGCGAGUUGCAGUUCGGCGGCGGGGCUGCUGCACCCCUCGCGCCUGGCCUGGCGCUAGGGGCCUCCCUGCACAGUGCGUCCCUCGAUGGAGGUGCGGACCCGUUGCGCGGUGGCGGUGCGUCCCUCCCUGGCGGAGGCGUGGGCCCGCUAGGGGAGGCCCCGCCGAAGGGUGCCCACUGCACGCUGGCUGGUUGCGGCGCUGCUGCGCCCCUCGCGCCUGGCCUGGCGCUCGGUGCGUCCCUCGAUGGAGGUGUGGACCCGUUGCGCGGUGAGUCCCUCCCUGGCGGAGGCGUGGGCCCGCUAGGGGAGGCCCCGCCGAGGGGUGCCUACACCGCGCUGGUCGUCCAGGAGGAGAUCGUCAACCCCACUGGACGUGGACAUCGUGAAACCGGACGUCGUCGAGGAGCUGUUCGAGGUGCACGAGGUGCUGGGUCUAGACGGACAUCGAGAGCUCGAACUUCGUCGAGCAGAGGUUCGAGAUCAGCGAGGCGAUGGCGGUCGGGGCGAGCGCGGAGCAGUUCGACGAUGAGGCCGUGA